AUGAGCACUGAAGCGUCGGCCCCAUCGACUUCAGCAACUCCUUAUGCAGAGUUAGGACAGCUCGUUGCCGAAAACAUGAUCAAUGCCAUAAACGACCCACAUGCUCAGUGGGAUGUCCUAUCGGAAGAGGAAAUAGCGACUAUAAAGAAAAGAUGUGAGGAGUUGUUGGAAACGGUCGCUGACCGGUUUCAAGAACGCGGCGAUGUCGAUUUCGCUAAGGAGUUUGGAAUGACGCUAGAGCAGCUAGUCGUAGCCAUACUCUGUGCAGCUAUGGAAGACAACAAUAAUCGUAAUAUCAAAUUUGAUGUUCUGUGUGAUGCGCUGCAGUUUGACAAAGGAACUUAUUACAUGGUGAAGAAAUUUCUUGGUGGCAAAGACGAUGGAGAUAAAACGCCAAAAGAUUUGAUUAUGCAGACUUUUUGCACACCCAUUGACUGCUGCCUUGCUCUCACAAUGGCUUAUUGUGAGGUCUGCGGAUGGCCUUUUUCGUGUGACUGGGACUCUAUAACAUACGUAAAUGAUACCUGGACAGAAGAAGAGCAGAAUGAGUUUGAUAAGCUAACUCGAGAAGAGGCACAGCGACAAUGGAAUGCGGCAAAAGCGCUCCUUAUGGAUCCCAACUCAUCCGUACAGGAACCUAGUGAAUAUAUGACACAAUGUGCUAUCAUUGAGAAUCAGCUAAAAAACUGGAAUGACACUGCUGACAAGGUUUUGGCAGAUAUGCACGAUUUGGUUGCGUCCAUGGAUAGGGCGGUGCUGGUUGAAAAGCACGAUGCUGUCGUAAAGGAACGAAACCAGGCUAUUGCAGACUUGGUCCCACAAAGUGUGAGUGAUCGGCCACUUAUGACUGAUGAAGAAAUCAAAAAGGUGAGGGAAUAA
Cylicostephanus goldi is the source of this 879-nucleotide messenger RNA. NCBI's taxonomy places the organism in Eukaryota, Metazoa, Nematoda, Chromadorea, Rhabditida, Strongylidae. The record is from the annotation of a GenBank genome assembly.